Rubroshorea leprosula is the source of this 825-nucleotide messenger RNA. Lineage: Eukaryota; Viridiplantae; Streptophyta; Magnoliopsida; Malvales; Dipterocarpaceae. The record is from the annotation of a GenBank genome assembly.
GGUAUCAGAGCAUUCUUUCCUACGUUUCUUUCUAUAAGUCAAAAAUCUAUUUUUCAUCCCAUGUCAGCCACCACAGAAAAUGCAACUCCUCUUACAAGCACAACAAACAUGGAGGUAGAUCCAUCGUCUCCCUUUUAUCUGCAUCAUUCCGAUGGGCUAGGCACUACACUUGUGACACAACUAAUGACAGGGAACAAUUAUCCCACAUGGAGCCGUGCAAUUACUAUGGCUUUUGAAGCAAAAAACAAACUUGGAUUUGUUGAUGGAACAAUUCCAAAACCAAGUGCUACAUCAGCAACAUAUACUAUCUGGAAACGUUGCAAUAGCAUGGUUCUUUCGUGGCUUCUGAAUGCUGUCACCAAGGAGAUAGCCAAUACUGUGGUCUUUAUGAAGACAGCUCGAGCAAUUUGGCUUGAUUUGAAGGAACGGUACUCACAGCAUAAUGCCCCACGUGUUUUCGAAAUUCAAAGGUCCAUUGUGAAUCAUAUGCAGAGAAAUGAUUCAGUCACAAUGUAUCACACCACGUUGAAGAGUUUAUGGGAUGAGUUGUCUAUCUACAACACCUAUCCUACAUGCACUUGUGGGACUAUGUCUGAAAUCAUUCAACUGGAAGAACAGGGGUGCCUAAUGCAAUUUCUCAUGGGACUUAAUGAAUCUUAAAGCAACUUGAGGAGCCAAAUCCUGGUAAUGAGUCCUUUACCAACUGUUACAAAAGCACUAUCUUUGGUUUUACAGGAUGAGAGGUAGCGCUCCAUUCAAGUACUUUCUCAACCACCUUACCCAGAGCAGUCUGCCAUGGCUGCAAGUAAUGUGCAGAGGUCUUAU